AAUCUCUUUCUAUUAUCAUGGUCAGGAAAUACACAAUUAAUAUUACUAAUAUUCCUUGGACAGUGGGUCGUCACGAGCUCUGGCUGUAUUUCUCCCAGUUCGGUUGUGUGAAAAAUGCUUUUGUAGCGUUCGAUAAGAUAUCUGGUCUUCAUCAGGGUUAUGGACAUGUAACGUUCUUAAAGAAGGAAUGCAUAAAUGCCGUGCUCGAACGUAAGCAUUCUUUAGAAGGAAAAGAUUUAGUCUUAUACAAGAAAAAAGAAACUGAUCAGAGUAACACGUUCAAUUGAAGGUAUAUCA
Messenger RNA from Mycetomoellerius zeteki, 297 nucleotides. Its product is annotated as SRA stem-loop-interacting RNA-binding protein, mitochondrial. NCBI's taxonomy places the organism in Eukaryota, Metazoa, Arthropoda, Insecta, Hymenoptera, Formicidae. The record is from RefSeq and is a predicted model, not a curated record. The transcript has a single exon. Bases 18 to 287 code for a protein of 89 amino acids. Gene Ontology annotation, molecular function: RNA binding.